Molecule: messenger RNA, 3351 nt
Organism: Ostreobium quekettii
Lineage: Eukaryota; Viridiplantae; Chlorophyta; Ulvophyceae; Bryopsidales; Ostreobiaceae
Source: the annotation of a GenBank genome assembly
AUGGCGCGCGGGAUCCCGGCGUUGUUGGCCGCCGGUGGCGGAAUCCCGCCGCAUCGGGUGGGCGUUUUACACCGGGAAUUAGACCCAGAGGUGCGAAAAGAUUUCGGUAGCGUUCUGGUGAUCGGCUUUUUGAGGGCCGGGGCGGUGUGGGGCAUCGCAGGCUCGAAGCCAAUGACGGUGGAGAGGGAGGGCGAGGGCGCCGGGAAAGACGGCCAGAAGGAGACGGGCGGCUGGUCGGACCCGGAAGGACUUGUGUCGAUCCUCGAGGAAGUGAAGGAGCGUGCUGAACGGCUCUGCCAGCAAUUCAAGGAACAGAGGGAAAAGAGGCAGGGCAACCUCGACGUUACACAUCCAAGCGAUGAUGAGCUGAAAAAAUGUGAAUCCAGUGUCAAGCGCAAUGCCGCGCUUAUAAAGAAGUUGAGGGGCAUCUCAGAAGAGAGCAGGAAUUCACUCUGUGAAGAAAUUCUGAAAGUGAACCAGAGCCGGUAUGUGAGCGAGGCUGUUGUAGCCAUCGCUGAGACGCCCAUCAAGAGCAAAGACAUUCCUGCAGCAAUUCAGGUGUGUACACUCCUGCAUAACCGGUACUCAGAUUUCAGGGCCGGUAUUGUCGAUGCUCUUGUCAAGUCGCUGAACGGAGCCAACAAAUCUGCUGGAGAUGAUGAAAAGGUCAUUGGCUCGCGAAGGCGCUCAUGUGUUCGGCUUUUGGUCGAACUCCUCCUGUGUGGAGUGCACCAAAACUUGUCAGUGCUGCACUCUGUCCUGAAGGAACUGGUUGUUGCCGACUACCACUCCAACCAAGAUGGCUACCUGCUGCAUCUCCUGCUUCUGACAACCUUCAGCAAGGCUGGCAGGGACCAGCUGCUGGGCCUUCCACACAAGCCACGAAUUUCAUUGCCGAUUGGUGUCGAGGGUGAGGAAGGCGAUGGCGUUCCUGAGGCAGUACAGCCAGCUCUGCGUUGUGCAAAGGCUGCUCUUUUGGAUUUGGAGGCAGAACAAUCAAAGAGGUUUAUGGCACCAGAAGAAGACAGACGCCAAUUUCGCGAUGGACUCGAGCGUGCCUUCUCUGUUGCUAGCUCCACACUUGUGACGGAACAUGCAGAUCUGCGGCAGCAGGAGCAAGACAACAUGCACGUGCUGAACACAAGGGGAGAACUUCCAGAGGAGAUGGCGGCCCAAUAUGAGAAGAAGAGGAAGGCAUUUGAGGCGCUGCAAAGAAACAUGUCAGCAUUUGCAGAGUCAUUGGACAAAGACUUGCCCGAUCUGCCUGACGACUCGCUGACCAGGGUCACCACUGACUCACAGGCAACUGGUGGCGACUUGGGCGACGAUUCUGGACCUCCGCCUCUGUUCGAUGAUGCAGAAACCCAAGCAUUCUAUGAGACUCUUCCGGACCUGAGGGCCCUGGUCCCAGCAGUGCUGCUGGGCGUUGCAGAAGACAAGGUUAUGGCAAAAGAUGGCCGAGCCCGUGCAUCAAAUCAAGAACUGGAUGCACUGCUGUCGCGUCUGCCAACUUGCGUGACUCGCGACAGUGCGGAUGAAAUUUCCGUUAAUUUCUGCUAUCUGAACUCCAAGGCGGCUCGCAAGCGUCUUAUGCGGGCGUUGUGCGAUGUCCCCAAAGGCUCCCUGCAGCUCCUCUCUUUCUUUGCCCGCAUUGCUGCCACACUCAAACAGGUCUACCCAGACAUCGCCAAUGGCGUCUGCCAGUACCUUGAGGAAGAGUUCGCUGCCCUUCUCACCCACAAAGACCCAACAGAGAUGACUCUGGAGCCUCGCAUCCGAAACAUGCGCUACAUUGGCGAGCUGUGCAAGUUCCGCAUCAUACCCUUUGGCACUGUCUUCAUAUUCCUCAAGCAGCUGCUGGACGACUUUGUGCACCACAGCAUCGAUGCAGCCUGCGCACUCAUCGAAACGGCUGGCAGUUUCCUCAUCCGCCUGCCAGAGACGCAGAUCAGAAUGGAGAACAUGCUUGAGGUUAUGAUGAGACUAAAGAAUGCAAAGACUUUGGACAACCGCCAGAAGACGCUUGUUGACAGUGCUUAUUUUGUCUGCAAGCCUCCUCGAAGUGGUGCCCGUCGGAAGCGCAGGCCACCAAUUCAUGCAUACAUUCGACACCUCAUCUACAAUGUGCUCAUGGAGGACUCCAUUCUCUACGUGUUGAAGAAGCUGCGACGUGUGCCCUGGGCUGAAUAUGAGUACAUCAUUGUGCGCUGUCUGGUGAAGGCUGCUGGCCGCCGGUUCUCCCAUGUUUCACUGGUUGCCUCUCUGUGUGCCGGCCUUACGAAGUACCACGACACGCUGGCCAUACGCAUCGUGGAUGAGGUGCUGGAAGAAAUGCAGAACGGCCUGGAGUACCCCAGCUUUGGGCUGUACCAGAGGCGGGUGGCCCAUGUGAGGCUGCUGGGCGAGCUGUACAACUACAGGCUGCUGGACUCCCGCACACUGUUUGAGUCACUGUACUGGAUCCUCAACUUUGGGCACGACACACCGGAGGAUGCCAUGAGGCUUGAUCCGCCAGGGGACACUUUCAGGAUUCGAAUGAUCUGCACCCUGCUCGACACCUGUGGCCGAUACUUCAGUAAGGGCACUGCCAAGCGCAAGCUCGACCGCUUCCUGUCGUUCUUCCAGCGAUACAUCCUUAGCAAGCCGCCACUGUCACUGGACGUAGAGUAUGACAUUACAGACCUGCUGGAGAGGCUGCGAUCAGAUUUGAAAAGAUUUCAGACUUUUGAGGAGGCUCAGAAAGCUGUGGAAGAUAUUGAAGCACAAGAGGCUGUUACUGAGGAUGACGACAGCGCCAGCAGUAGCGCGUCGGAGGAAGGGGGCGAGAGGGAUGGUGGAGAGGACGCCAUGAACACAGCGGACGAGAAUGAUGGCGUGGGCCUGGAUGACGAUGACGUGGCGGUGGGAUUCGUGAGGAAAGCGACGCCAGAGACAGACGAGGAGUUCGAGAGGGACCUCAAGUCGCUCCUCCAGGACUACCAGGGCCGCCGCGUGGUGUCGCUGUCCAGCCCCUCUGGCCAAGCGCCCCCAGAGAGCCCCGCUGCCGACGAGGGCCCGCAGGUCAGCGUGCCUUUCAAGAUGCUGAUGAAGAAGGGCGGUCGCGACGACCGGUCGCGGGAGUUGCAAGUCCCCAUGAGCGUGUCACUGGCGGCGCACCAGGUUGUGCAAGAGGAUCUUGAAGCCUUGGAGCGGUCCAAGAUCAAGGAGCUGGUGCUGGCUGCCAAUGUGCGGGCGGAGCAGGAGCAGCUAGCGGCAGCGGGCGUGCCACCCAUUAGGCGCAUGUCGGACAGGGGCCGUGCUCCGUACACCUAUGGAGGGCGCAGAUACUCCAGCAGCAGGAAACGGCGUUGA